Molecule: messenger RNA, 324 nt
Organism: Cylindrotheca closterium
Lineage: Eukaryota; Bacillariophyta; Bacillariophyceae; Bacillariales; Bacillariaceae
Source: the annotation of a GenBank genome assembly
AUGCCGCCGAGAAUAUGGAUUCCAAAUCAAAAACAUGCAAGUAAAUUGGCCUCACAUCGGACAGAAGCUUUGAGCCUCUACCGGGAAAUUUUGAGAACUUCGAAGCACUUUCAUUGGUGUGACGAAAGUGGCAUUCCGUGGAAUUAUCGGUUAAGAAAGCAAGCUAGACAAGAGUUUGAAGCCGCUCGUGAGGAGACUGAUCCCCUCAUUCUGGCCCGCCUGCUUGUAACCGGGAGGGAUUGUGUACAGCAAAUACAGCAGCGAUUCAAUGCGGCAGAUCAGGCAGUUUGGGAUCGAAUAAAAAACGACUCAGACGCAAGAUAA